AUUUAUGGACCGGAUGAAAAGAUUAUUCACUCUGGCGACAGGGAAUCAAAUGGAAAAUACACUUUUGCUGCUCAUAUGGAUGGAAAUUACAAGUAUUGCUUCAGCAACGCCAUGUCAACAAUGACACCCAAAGUUGUCGUGUUUUCCAUUGAUGUUGGAGAGAAACCAAUAGCUAUGGAAAAAUCAAAGGAUGGUACAGAGGAAGGAGAUGCAAAUCACAACCAGCUGACAAAAAUGAUCAACGAGCUGUCUUCCGGCCUGACAGGCAUCAAGCGAGAGCAGGAGUACAUGGAAGUGCGAGAGCGUAUACACAGAUCUAUCAAUGACAACACCAACUCAAGGGUAGUGUUGUGGUCUUUCUUCGAGGCUCUAGUCUUGGUGGCAAUGACGUUAGGACAAGUUUACUACCUAAAGCGUUUCUUCGAAGUGCGGCGAGUCGUGUGAAGUUCUGCUGUCUGUUGUAAUUUCCAUCUCAUUUUUGUUGUACGUUUAGCUCACUUUGUCAUCCUUAUGAAACGUUACAUGAAAUAUAAGGGUUUGGUUGCACUCAUGCAAUUGAUAAUGAAAAUAUUUUGAUAACACCUGCAAUAAGUAUGUUUAGGUGAACAGGUCUGAUCUCUUUGUGAAAUUUAACGCAUUUUUCUAGCCCCAAAUUAGUACAUUUCCAGUAUAAGAAAUUAAAAUACCUGAUGGGUCUCUGGAUUCCAGCACCGUUGAGUCAAGUAGUAACUUAUUGAAUAUGUUGUAUGCUUUUUUGUUUUGUUUAAAUGAUUUUCAUUGAGAUUGUUUUUACGAAAACAUUGUGGGAUAGACUUUAUUCUGAUUUUUUAUUUUUGCGUGUGUUUUAUUCCCCUUCCUUUAUCAUCUUUGCUUCACUACAGUUCCCCCUCUGUACUCUCUUAAAACAAUGCAUUCAUUUUUCCUCUUUCAAGUGCCUGAUGUAAUAUAAUGAGACUUUUGAAUGCCAUUUUAUUUUUUAGCAGCGUGCAAGGUUUUUUUGCAGACAGCCUUUUAGGACUAUUUUUAAAGUUAAGGAGUUUGGCCAAAAGUAAUGAUGUUAUUAUUUCUUUUCGCCCAACUGGUUCCUAUCUAAAUUUGGUUUGAAAAUGCUUAUGUUAUUCAACAACAUUGCUGUGGUGUAUUCACCUGGGGGAAAAUAGUUUCCUUUCAAGCUAAGAACAGCAGAAAAUGUUGGGGAAUUUUAGUAGUGACCAAUCAGUAAUUAAAAAGCUCUUUGUCUAUGUGUCGUAUAGACUCCAGAGAGCUUGUGUUCCUUUCUCUGAAAACCACUUCCUACAUUGUCCUGUUUUACUUUAGUAAUUUAAGGUGUUACAAAUAGAAUUGCAUGGAAGCUGUGUUUAAGUGAAAAAAAUUCAGACUAAAGGAAUAUUAGGAUAUUAUCGUCUAAAUGUUUCUUUUUGAGUCUGUUGCAUCGAGGCAUGAAAGUUUUAUAGUCUUUUACACAUUGGGGAUUUCGAACAUUUGUUGCAAUUUUAGACCUGCUGUUUUUUCUUUUAAUUAUGUUGCUGUUUAUUUUUAAACUGGUAUUGUGAGUUGUGCAGAUUUGUAUUUCUUUUCAGUUUUGUUUGAAGGGUGGAUAGAUUUGUUUAGCGGGGCCUGCAAAUUUUUUCUGUUUGAGAAAUUAUUUGUGUACAGUAUGAUGCAAUUUUUUUCUGUUUCUCGUUUAUGUGAUUCUUUUCAAUCUAACUUUAAUUAAACUGGCAAUCUAACUUUAAUUAAACUAAAUAUCAAUAUUGUGGCAGAUGUAUGAAACCAAAGACAGUUUUCUCUGUUCUUUGGACCUUUGAUUUUUUGUUAUUAAGAAAUAAAAGGUUUCUGUUGUGUACAGGAACCCUGCUCUUUGUUUGUGAGACGCUCGCCACUGAUGCUGAAUGUUGAGUCCUCUCGCUCACUGCCUCUACGUAUGUCUGUCUGUCUGAAAGAGAGGAAAAGUUCUGUGGUAGGAGGGAAAGCUGAUAUUUACUCUGUAUUUGAACUCAUAUUAGUUUCUUUGUUUUCCCUGUGGAUGUCUGUCUACAUACUUCCUUAUUGAGGGUGUCUUGUGGUUCCUUUUGGAAAUGGCAUUGAUGCUUCAAGGUGUAUUUGCAACAGUCUCUCAAUCGAGUCAUUGAAAAGUACUUCUGCCUAAAGGAUUGAAUAUGGCCUGCCUAUCUGUGCACUGUCUCACUGCUCGGAGUAAUCUUCCAGCAUGAAUGGCACUGUUGGCAGAGCUCGAUUUGCACGUCGAAGAUGAGUGGUUGUUAUUUGUUUUGUUUGGAAGAGCGGCGCAUGUCUGUCAUGCAUAAAGGGUUACAUAAGCUUACAAUGAAUGUCAUUUGGAAAUCCGAUUGUGUUCAAAAUCAACCCAAGGGCAAAUUAUUGUCAUUGAAAUCGCAGUGGACUUCGGAAUAAUAGGUCAAGAGAAGACACUGCGAAUAAUUUCAUUUUGAAGCAAGCAUUCCAGUUUGAAUGUGUCUGUUCCCUAGAGUGAUACUUUACUCGAAAAUACCACCUGAGAAUAAAACAGUGGAAGACUUAGAAAU
Messenger RNA from Aplysia californica (California sea hare), 2543 nucleotides. RefSeq names its product transmembrane emp24 domain-containing protein 2. Gene Ontology annotation, cellular component: COPII-coated ER to Golgi transport vesicle; endoplasmic reticulum; endoplasmic reticulum-Golgi intermediate compartment. Gene Ontology annotation, biological process: endoplasmic reticulum to Golgi vesicle-mediated transport; intracellular protein transport; Golgi organization. Lineage: Eukaryota; Metazoa; Mollusca; Gastropoda; Aplysiida; Aplysiidae. The record is from RefSeq and is a predicted model, not a curated record.